Rosa rugosa (rugosa rose) is the source of this 1985-nucleotide messenger RNA. Its product is annotated as sucrose transport protein-like. Gene Ontology annotation, cellular component: plasma membrane; vacuole. Gene Ontology annotation, biological process: sucrose transport. NCBI's taxonomy places the organism in Eukaryota, Viridiplantae, Streptophyta, Magnoliopsida, Rosales, Rosaceae. Gene Ontology annotation, molecular function: sucrose:proton symporter activity. Bases 470 to 1960 code for a protein of 496 amino acids. The record is from RefSeq and is a predicted model, not a curated record. The transcript is spliced from 3 exons.
GCUGGAAUUAAUUUUUUCUGAUUUUACUUUAUUAAAUCAGUACUUUCAAUUAAUCGUCUGAGGUGGGAAAACGUUAAUUUCGAUUUGAAAAUUUCACUGUUUUGGAAGUUCCAUUAUGGUUAUGUUGAACCAAUGCCUCCAGCAAAUUGCAAUCUAAAACACUUGAUCCAAAACUAAAAAAUCUUCGAAUAUCGCACCCAUUCCAAUAAUGGCCAUUUUGGUAAAACGAUACUUUUAGGAAACUGAAUAUCUUGUAAUGACUCAUUAAUCCGAAUAUGGAGAAAUCUGGAUAUGGCUGAGGUAAAUCCAUUAAUUAGAAUAAAUACCACCCUAUCCUCCACCCUCCAUCAGUGAAGAAAAACCUUAUCAUAGUCAUAGAUAAACCAACCACACUCGAUCUGCAACAACUCAUCUCUCUCUAUCCGUUUUCAAAUUCUCCUAUCAGUGUCAGCAUAUAUUUCACUUAAACAUGGAAGUUGAUAGGGUUAAAUCUCCGGAGCCGUCAAGCCCUAUAUCAAAGAUAGUGUUGGUAGCCUCAAUCGCAGCCGGAGUACAGUUCGGCUGGGCGCUUCAGCUGUCGUUGCUGACGCCGUACGUCCAGCAACUGGGGGUCCCACACAAGUGGGCCGCCGUUGUCUGGCUCUGCGGCCCGAUCUCGGGGUUGCUGGUGCAACCCAUCGUCGGCUACUACAGCGACCGCAGCACAUCUCGUUUCGGGCGCCGCCGACCUUUCAUUGCCGGCGGGGCAGGGCUUGUCGCCAUCGCCGUUUUCCUGAUCGGGUACGCCGCCGACAUCGGCGUCCGGUCCGGCGACUCGUUGCAGAAAUCCACGAAGCCAAGAGCCGUCGCUGUCUUUGUGGUGGGGUUUUGGGUUUUAGAUGUGGCGAAUAACAUGCUGCAAGGCCCAUGUAGGGCUCUACUGGCGGAUCUAUCGGGCUCCGACAGCAAGAAGAUGAGGACAGCAAAUGCGCUCUACUCGUUCUUCAUGGCCGUCGGCAACGUCCUGGGGUACGCGGCUGGAUCGCUAAGCGUUCUUCACAAGGCUUUUCCAUUCACCAUGACCAAAGCAUGCGACAUUUACUGCGCCAACCUCAAGAGCUGCUUCUUCCUUUCAAUUUUUCUGCUUGUGCUACUCACUGUCUUGGCCCUAACGUUAGUGAAGGAAACACCAUUCGAGAAAAAUGCUGAGGGAGCAGGAGGAGGAGGUCUGUUAUUGUUCGGUGAAAUUUUUGGUGCUUUUCGACAGUUGAAGAAGCCCAUGUGGAUCCUUCUUCUGGUAACUUGCAUGAAUUGGGUGGCGUGGUUCGGCUUUUUACUGUUUGAUACUGACUGGAUGGGCAAGGAAGUUUACGGCGGCGUCGUCGGCAAAGGACGUCUUUAUGACAUGGGAGUCCGGGCGGGAUCGCUUGGUCUGAUGCUCAAUGCUAUCGUUUUAGGUGCAAUGUCACUCGCAAUUGUUUAUUUCGCUAGAGGGGUUGAUGGGCCGAAAAGGAUUUGGGGAGUAGCUAACUUUUUCCUAGCCAUCUGCCUCCUAAUGACGAUACUGGUAACCAAAAUGGCCGAGAACCAUAGACAUGCGCACGCCCUAGUUGGAGGAGCCGAGCCGCCGCCGCCACCGACUGGAGUUAAAGCUGGUGCAUUGCUCAUAUUCGCUAUGUUGGGGAUCCCGCAGGCUGUCACCUUCAGCAUUCCGUUUGCAAUGGCGUCUAUUUUCUCGAGUAACUCCGGUGCUGGCCAAGGGCUUUCCCUGGGAGUAUUGAAUAUAUCAAUUGUCGUACCACAGAUGUUUGUGUCGGUUAUAAGUGGACCCCUAGAUGCUUCUUUUGGCGGAGGGAACUUACCGGCUUUUGUCCUCGGAGCUGUUGCAGCAGUAAUUAGUGGAAUCCUUGCUUUGACUGUUUUGCCAUCUCCUCCGCCCGAUCAGGCUAAUCAAACUGUUCUACCUGCUGGAUUUCAUUAGUUCAUUUUCUCGUUAAUUAUUAGUC